AUUGGCAUCGAUAUAGAAUAAAAGAUCGCAACUUUUAUUUUCAUUACUGUAGUGUAGUGUUAAGUGGGAAUCGGUGAACUUACUUCUUUCCUUUCAUUAUUAAUUUAUUGAAAUGAAUUCCUUGAUUGGUUUUGCAGUUUUAAUCUUUUUGAGCGUACCAUCCGUGUUAAGUAACUACUGUGACGCGAAUAUAUGCCGGUUUAAUGUGAGAAUUGGCAAUUACAUUGGAACUGAGUACAAGCGGCAUAUUGCUUGUGGAAAUUCACUGGCAUAUCAAAAUGUGUUUGGACCAUCAUGUUACCAACACCAAAUCAUACCCAUGACGACGGAUUUUAUAAAUAUGAUUUUAAGAAAACAUAAUACUCUCAGAGCUGACACUGCUAACGGUCGUAUACCUGGUUAUUUAACUGCUAAUCAAAUGUCUGAAUUGACAUGGGACUCUGAAUUGGCUUAUCUUGCUGAAAUCAAUGCAAAAUCGUGUACAUACGGACACGACGACUGUAGAAAUACGGAAAGUUAUCGAUUCGUCGGUCAGAAUAUUGCGUUAAAUUGGUACUCAGUAGGAUAUCCUAGGCAAUACAUGCUAUCGGCUGAGAGUUUUGCAUCAUACUACAUUGAUCAAUGGUUCAACGAAUACAGGGAUGCAUCGAUGAACGACAUUUACAGGUUUCGGUCGAUCAGAAACAGCAAAGGUCAAAUGAUUGGCCAUUUUACACAAAUGGUAAAGUCCGAUGCGAAUAGAGUUGGAUGCGCUAUUACGUCAUAUGUGAAUCGUUAUGCCAGCAAUUCGUUCAACUACUACUUGGUGUGUAAUUAUAAUUUAGAAAAUAUUGAGGAAAAGUCCACCUAUUACGUUGGUCCACCAUGUUCCGCCUGUCGAACGGGAUGUUCUGCAGAGUACCCAGGACUGUGUAGUAGGAAUGAAAUCACAAAAGUUAAUUUUCCAUGAUGUCUAAUUUGCUGUUAAAUAAAUAUGGUUCGUUCAAGGAUAUUGAAAUACCCAAGCGCAUGACAA
Messenger RNA from Bradysia coprophila, 1015 nucleotides. Its product is annotated as venom allergen-1-like. Lineage: Eukaryota; Metazoa; Arthropoda; Insecta; Diptera; Sciaridae. The record is from RefSeq and is a predicted model, not a curated record.